AUUGUUCUACUUUUGCUACUCCCAACCCCCAUGACACUUGUUUGUAUCCGUAUAUUAAUCGGUAGGAGGUCUCUGUCUCGGCAAAUGGUUAGCGUAAUGACAUUAUGUUCUGAAAUCAAAGCGAAUUCGUUAAUCACAGUGUGAAGGCCAGACUUUGAUGAACAGUGAUGCCAUCUGAAAACGAUCAUCACGAGUCUAUGACAUGCAAAAACGAUCAUCCAAGGGAUGAUCAGGACGUGGGAACCGGACCCCGUUUUCCAACAAGAGGUUAAUCGGAGGAUACUCUACAAGACCAAUCCAAAGGUAGUUCUUCUUUUGUAUCGGCUGCAGUGGGGGCCACAACUUCUCUCCCCAUCAAUGCACACGGAGGCGGCCUGCUGUUCAAGCUUUUUAGGUGGGGCCAAGGAGGAUCGUGUCUCCGCCCACGGCAUCUGAUCUCUCACCCCGCGGGAGCCUGUAGUGCCGUGCCCGUUUAAAUUCGGAUGUUAUAAAUACAUGUAUAUAUCGGGAGGAAUCUCCGCCAUCGAAAGAUCAAAAUAUAAUAGGUUAAAAAGACUGCAAAGCUGCGACACCGGCCUUUCCUGUACCUUCCCGAUCUCCAUCACAACAAUAAUACUGUUAUUGUUAUUAUUAUCACUAAUAAUAACAUUAUAGACAAAACUAAGGACAAUCCAGAAUUAAUUAAUAGUUGGUUUACUUAAAGAACCAAACGACGGCGACAAAGCCCGCAUCUUUUCUUGCCUCCCUCUCUUCCGCCCUCUCGCGUCUCUCGACAAACCAACGUUUCUCUCUCCACCUCCCCAUGUGGCCGCCGUGGGUAAAGACCGCUCGAUCCUCCGCUGCCGCCGGCGCCGUCUGCCGCUCCCCAACCUUCUCCUCCCCGACUCUCAGGGACCUCCAGGCCAUCCUCCGCGACGACCACGACGCGGCCCAUUCCUCAUCUCCCACCCUCCGCCGCAUCCUCCACCGUGCCCGCCUUGCCUCCUCCGCCCUCCGCGCCCUCCGCUCUGCCGUCUCCGAUCCAUACCGCCACCCCCGCCGCGGCGGCGUCGUCCUCUACUUCACCUCCCUCCGCGUCGUCCGCCGCACCUUCGAGGACUGCCGCGCCGUCCGCUCCAUCCUCCGCGGCCUCCGCGUCGCCGUCGACGAGCGCGACCUCUCCAUGGACUCUCGCUUCCUCGCCGAGCUCCAGGCCGCCCUGGGCCUCCAGCGGCCCACCCUCCCCCAGGUCUUCCUCGCCGGCCGCUGCCUCGGCGGCGCCGACGAGAUCCGCCGCCUUCACGAGUCCGGCGAGCUCAAGGCCCUCAUCGAGGGGGCCGCUACCCCCACCGUGGCAUCCGCCUGCGAGGGCUGCGGCGGCGUGCGCUUCGUCCUCUGCGCCGCGUGCAGCGGCAGCCAUAAGCGAUACAGCGACAAGGGCGGGGGCUUCCGGACCUGCACCGAGUGCAACGAGAACGGGCUCGUCCGAUGCCCCGACUGCUGCGCCGUGGCCCUCUGAUCGACGUCGCAGCGCAGGGCCGGGGGAGGUCGCUUCUCUCCCCAUUCUUUUUGGAAGAAGAAGAAGAAGAAGAAAAGGAGAAGGUUUUUCUUGUACCCUUUCCUUGUGUUUGUUGGUAGAGUUAGCCGGAAAAUGUAAUUGUAAAUUAGGCAUAUCAAUUAGUGCGUUUAAGUUGUGGAUUGAAACUGGGAAUGGACGCCGGCGGUCAGGAAAACAGUAAAUAGUAAGGAAAUGGAAGAAGAAAAAAAAAAAAAAAAGAGUCGAUGGAUGAUGAUGACAACCCUUGACGAGAAGGGUGACAUUAACAAUGACGGUCGAGUUUCCUUCUUCCUUCCAAGAUCUUUCUUCUUCUGCUGCUUCUUUUGCUGCCCAAUCAUGGCACAAGUCUAAAUGCUCCCAAGUUUCAUA
Messenger RNA from Musa acuminata AAA Group (dessert banana), 1906 nucleotides. RefSeq lists its product as uncharacterized. NCBI's taxonomy places the organism in Eukaryota, Viridiplantae, Streptophyta, Magnoliopsida, Zingiberales, Musaceae. The record is from RefSeq and is a predicted model, not a curated record. Bases 803 to 1498 code for a protein of 231 amino acids. The transcript has a single exon.